Molecule: messenger RNA, 1940 nt
Organism: Zingiber officinale
Lineage: Eukaryota; Viridiplantae; Streptophyta; Magnoliopsida; Zingiberales; Zingiberaceae
Product: xylulose kinase 2-like
Exons: 11
Coding region: 90-1754 (554 amino acids)
Biological process (GO): xylulose metabolic process; D-xylose metabolic process
Cellular component (GO): cytosol
Molecular function (GO): D-xylulokinase activity
Source: RefSeq, a predicted model, not a curated record
UUCCAACUAUAAAUAAUAGGGUUAGUGAUCUCCACCAAAACCCGUCUGAUCCGCUGCCCCUCUACCUACGUCAAGAAGAGAUCGGCGCCAUGGCUACCUCCUUGCCGGAAGAUGCUCUCUUCCUCGGAUUCGACAGCUCUACACAGUCACUGAAGGCUACUGUCCUAGAUGGUAACCUUGUGAUUGUUGCUUCAGAAAGCAUUCAUUUUGAUUCUGAAUUGCCACACUAUAAAACCAAAGAUGGGGUCUACAGGGAUCCUUCUGAAAAUGGAAGGAUUGUAUCGCCAACCCUGAUUUGGGUGGAGGCUUUGGACUUAUUGCUUGAGAAAUUGAAAUCGAAAGUGGACUAUAAAAAGAUAAUAGCUAUUUCGGGUAGUGGACAACAGCAUGGUAGCGUGUACUGGAGUAAGAAUGGAAAGGCUAUAUUAGCCUCUUUGGAUCCAUUAAAAUCAUUACGGAUUCAAUUGGAGGAUGCUUUUUCAGUAAAGGAUUCACCUAUAUGGAUGGAUAGUAGCACUACAUUGCAGUGUAAAGAAAUAGAGGCGGCUGUUGGGGGUGCUUUAGAGCUCUCAAAACUUACAGGAUCGCGUGCCUAUGAGAGAUAUACUGGGCCUCAAAUACGAAAGAUUUAUCAAACAAAGCCAGAUGUCUAUAACAACACUGAGAGAAUCUCCCUUGUUAGUUCUUUCAUGGCUUCUCUUCUAAUCGGUGAUUAUGCUAGAAUUGAUGAAACUGAUGGAGCAGGGAUGAACUUAAUGGACAUUAGACAGCGUAGCUGGUCAAAGAUAGUUUUGGAGGCUACAGCACCAGGCUUGGAAGAAAAACUUGGACAGCUUGUUCCUGCUCAUGCAGUUGCGGGUCUGAUAUCUUCCUAUUUUGUUGAUAGGUUUGACUUCAGAAAAGAUUGUGUAAUAAUUCAAUGGUCUGGGGACAAUCCUAAUAGUCUUGCAGGUUUGACCCUCAAUACUCCUGGUGAUCUAGCUAUUAGUCUUGGAACAAGUGAUACAGUAUUUGGAAUUACUAGUGAACCCAAACCAAGUUUAGAAGGACAUGUUUUUCCAAACCCUGUUGACCCGAACUGUUACAUGGUUAUGUUGGUUUAUAAAAAUGGUUCACUUACUCGCGAAGAUGUACGAAACCGUUAUGCAGAACGCUCUUGGGAUGUUUUCAACAGCUAUUUGGAGAAAACACCUCCUCUAAAUGGUGGAAGAUUAGGAUUCUACUACAAAGAGCAUGAGAUCUUGCCUCCACUCCCCGUUGGAUUCCACCAUUAUGUUCUUGGAAGCAUUGACUCAUUAGAUGAAGCAGAGGUUUCACAAGUUGGGGAGUUUGAUCCUCCUGCAGAGGUGCGUGCAAUAAUCGAAGGCCAGUUCCUCUCAAUGCGAGGUCAUGCUGAGAGGUUCGGUAUGCCAACUCCUCCAAACCGGAUAAUUGCAACUGGUGGAGCAUCAUCAAAUGAGUAUAUUCUUAAAUCCAUAGCCAACAUUUUUGGUUGUCCAGUCUAUACAGUACAACGACCCGAUUCUGCUUCCUUGGGGGCAGCUCUGAGGGCUGCUCAUGGAUGGUUGUGCAACAAAGAAGGCCACUUUGUGCCGAUCUCAAGCUUGUAUGGUGACAAGCUCGAUAAAACCUCUUUGAGCGCGAAGCUUGCGUCCCCGGCCGGCGAUGAAAAUCUUCUUUCCAAGUACACUUUGCUGGUGAACAAGAGAAUGCAGAUUGAGAAAAGCCUCCUGGAAAAGUUUGGCCGAGGAUAAAAACUAGGUUGGUCACUGAAAACAGUUUAUGGUAGCUUUGAAUUUAUUGAAAGUCGAAUAAAGUUUUUGAGGUUAUCAACUCUUAUUUAUGAAACAUGGGAAUAAUUAGGAUUCAUGGCUAAUAAUUGUACAUAACAUGAGUCAUUUUAACUUGCAAUAUGCUCUGUAUUGACAGAUUAUAGUUUA